This is a messenger RNA of Aphanomyces invadans, 999 nucleotides long. RefSeq lists its product as hypothetical. Bases 1 to 999 code for a protein of 332 amino acids. Lineage: Eukaryota; Oomycota; Saprolegniomycetes; Saprolegniales; Verrucalvaceae. The transcript has 2 exons. Gene Ontology annotation, biological process: DNA integration; DNA recombination. The record is from RefSeq and is a predicted model, not a curated record. Gene Ontology annotation, molecular function: DNA binding.
AUGUCAUCGAACCCACGACAAGCCUCGACGCUCGAGGAGAUCCGUGAAAUGCGAGUCUCCAGGUCCACUAAGGCUGGGUACAAGAGUGGGCUGAACCAGGUGAAGAAGUGGAUCAUGGCCCACGGCAGCCCCAUCAUGCUUAAGCAUGACGGAGCCAUCGACUUGACAGUAUUCCAGUACUCCGAUUUUCUCGCAUUCAUUCAAUGGCAAUACCAGUGCACGUCGAACAAACCCGGCACGCUUGCCAGCUACCGCUCAGCGAUAAAGGACCUGUACAAGCGGGAAAAUGUCCCGCUCCCAGUUGAGUAUGACGGCGACAUGAAAGAUCUGUUCCAAGGAUUGCGUCGGCAUCACGCCGAGCACACGCAAACUGGUGGGAUCAAGGAAUCCGGGAAGCGCCCGAUGGGGUAUAGCAUGUAUGAGACUUUGUGCGGUGACACCGUUCGCUUGCUUGACGGUGGCUUUUCUCACCUCUUUCUAACAAUGUCUUGGAAUCUCAUGUGUCGGUCCAUGUCGACUCAAACUGUCCACCUCGAACACCUCUCGUUUGAGGAAGAUUCUAUUGGGGUGGUGUUUCACAAAAGCAAGACCGACCAAGCUGGUGACAAAAGUCGCGAUCCUCGUCACAUGUAUGCCAAUCCUUUCAAACCAUCAACGUGUGUGUUCCUUGCUCUGGGUGUAUAUUUGGCCAGUCAUCCUCAAUUGGGCCCCGGACCGCUCUUUCCUGGUGGUGCCCAACGUGACCGCUUUGGUAAAGCACUGGGUCGUGUGUUAAGGUUGUCGUUUGACUCGGUGGCCGAUUCCAUUGGGACACAUUCGAUCCGCAAGGGUGUCGCUACGUUUGCUUGCUCUGGCAGUACGUCGGGACCGUCAAUGGCGAGUGUGUGUUUGCGUUGUGGCUGGACCUUGGGGCACGUACUGGAGCGGUACAUUCACUACGAACGUGCUGGUGAUCAGUACCUGGGGCGAAUUAUUGCUGGUUUGCCAAAUUUCAAAUAG